AUGCUAGCCGAGAUACUACAUAUGUUGAUUCUAACUUAUUCAGGGCUAACAGAUUGCAUUGCUAUUUCACAGUAUACGUCUAUCACAGACGUCCACAAGCAUAAUACAGUUGGCAACCUGUAA
Plenodomus lingam JN3 is the source of this 123-nucleotide messenger RNA. The record is from RefSeq and is a predicted model, not a curated record. NCBI's taxonomy places the organism in Eukaryota, Fungi, Ascomycota, Dothideomycetes, Pleosporales, Leptosphaeriaceae.